GUAUCACGUAUUUCUAGCAUACGACAAAUUCGCCAUUUUUUAAAAAAGAUAUGGAUUCUUAUAAUUUUAGGCAUAAAAAUUUUAAUAACUCGAUUGUUCCUAAAAGUUGUAAGAAUAUUAAAUUUACAUCUAAUACAUAUAAAUUAAACAACAAAAAUAAUUUGACCAACAACUAUGGUGACAUCACAAUCUAUAAUUUUAUUGAGAAGGACUUAUAUGGAAAUGAGAUUGGCGAUUUGCCUAUUAAAUAUCACAUAAAAAAUAUUUUAUCCAAUGAACUUCCUGUUAUAGGCGUUUAUAUUGAUCCCAAAGUUUUACCUGGUUUUAAGUACAAAGUUAGAUACAUAAAGGAAGAUGAUAACAACCAAACUGGUGGAUUAUACCUAUUUAAUGGGAAAGCUCGAUAUUUAUUAAGCCUAGGAAGUGGUUAUGCAAAAAGAUUGACAUUUCAAGGUGCUACUUUAAAUAAUAAUAAAAAUUAUUUUUGGAGUGAUAGCAAUCAGCCAUAUGGUUUUGCUUUAUCAUUGGAUACCAUCAAUAUAGGUCAAAACUAUGUUAUUCAUUCAUCACUUACAAAAUCGACAUUGAUUGAUUGUUACAAUGAUAAAAAUAUAGAGAAUGCUAGACCCUUUUAUGACCCUGAUUUAAAUUCUCAGUUUAGAGGAUUGAAUAUACCAUCUAAUUUACUGGAUGAAAGAGAUAUUAUUGCACAUCAUAAUCCAGUAGGACAUGCAUCAAUAACAAAUAUUUAUCCUAUAGAAUUUAAUGAAAUAAAAACUAUGGUUAUACCUAUAACUGCUAAAGGAAAUUGCAAAUCUUUUAAAAUUGAAAAAUAUGUAUAUGUUAAAUUUGACUCAACUAUAACCUUUAGUAGGCCUAUAUUGGAUUUUCCCUUGAGAGAAUCAGAGUAUAGUCUUGAAGGUAUAGCUGUAAUUGUUAAAGAAAAUGGUAAAAAUUCAAAUUUUGCAGAGACAUGGAAGAUAUUUAAUGUUGUUCUCCCCUAUUUAGGUAAUUGUACAUUUGCAAGAGCUUGAUUAUUUUGUUUUAUUGUAUUUUUUUGUGUAAUUAAAAAUAGUGCUAUUUUAAUCUAAUUAGUCACAUUAUUUUAUAGUAAUCAUAUAGUCAUAUUAACCAAGUGAUUUGCAUAAUAUCAAAUACUCGCUAAAAUUUUCAUUAUAUAAACUAUAAACUUAAUAAUGCAAAUGUAUUUAUAUUUAUAGACAGUUUUGCUCAUAUUUCCAAUAACUUCUUCUCUAAAAUCAAAAAUUAUUUUUUACAGAUUUUAUUGUUUUAUAAAGCAAAUCAUAUAACUGAUUUUUUUAAGAUCAUUUUGAUGAAAUUAUAUUUUAGUUUUAAUACUAGGAUAGAAAUUAUUUUUUUCAAUAUUAUUAAUUAACAAAUUUUUUCUUUUAAAAAUGCACUCCAAUCUCCCUAAUUUUAAAUUAUAUAUUGCACCAGUAUUUUAUUUAGACAUUUUUAUGACAAAUUUUUUUUUAUAAAAUAAAUUGUAUAAUUAGAGUUAUUUCAAAAAAUAAUAAAAAAUGAAAUCUAUGUAUAGCAUUGCAAUUUUUUUUUAAUAUGAUAUUAUUUGAUUGAAUAGAAUAGUCCUUUAUAAAAUGUAUAUGAUUAUUUUAAUGCUAAAUAUUUGCCUAUUUUGUCUAAG
Gordionus sp. m RMFG-2023 is the source of this 1663-nucleotide messenger RNA. RefSeq lists its product as uncharacterized. The transcript is spliced from 2 exons. Lineage: Eukaryota; Metazoa; Nematomorpha; Gordioida; Chordodea; Parachordodidae. The record is from RefSeq and is a predicted model, not a curated record. The coding region runs from base 51 to 1034 and encodes 327 amino acids.